CCUGAAUCGUGUUCACCUGAGAUUUCGCUAUGACCAGGAACGAGAGAGGCUGAAUAAGUUGUGAAAUACGGUGUCAUCUAAGAUCGAGCGACCACACCACACAUACCUCAGCUCUUCCCCCCACAACAUCAGCUCUCCCUCUUCCCAUCAUGGCUACCUCUAUGGACCAGUCCACUCUUCUAGAAGAUGAGCUCACCUGUCCCGUGUGCUUGGACCUGUUCCGGGACCCCCACCUGCUGCCCUGCGGCCACAACUUCUGCCUCCUGUGUGUCCGCCGCCUCAAACGCCAAGCGGAGCGAGGCCGCUUCCGUUGCCCCGAGUGCCGAGAGAGCCACCGCUGCUCCGCAGCCUCCCAGAAGAACUUUAAGCUUGCCAACAUCGCAGACGACUUCCGCUGCAGGGGACAGGCAGCAUCGUCAAGACAACAACAACCAGGCGGCUGCCCGGCAACAGCCAAGACCCCCAUGUCCGUGCCCUGUGACUACUGCUCUCCAGGGGACACUAGCAAGGCGGGGAAACAGGAACCUGGGGCUGGAGUGGAGGUAGCGGUGAAGACGUGUCUGAAAUGCGAGGUGUCCAUGUGUCAGGAACACGUGAAGCCCCACCUGGAGCUGCCUGCGUUUAGGGAGCACCCGCUGACAGAACCCCUGGGGGACCUGAGGAAGAGGAAGUGUCCCGAACACGAUGAGAUGUACCGCUAUUACUGCAUGGACGACCGGGUGUGUGUCUGCAAUGCCUGUACCAUAGAGGGGGGCCACGCCGGACACACCAUCAAGACCCUGAAGAACACCAUGAAGGAUCUGAAGGGCUCUCUGGAGACCCAGCUACAGAAGGUGGACAGGAAGCUGAACAAAGCAGAGAGAAAUCUCCAGGAGCAGAAAGAACAAGAACGACUGAACGAGAGGUUCCUGGAGGGCUCAGACCAGCGGGUCACAGCCUUGGGGGAGGUGUUACAGGUCCAUCUGGAGGGAUUCCUCACCUCCCUCAGGGACUGUUCCUGCUCCCACGGGGUCGAGUGUAGCUCCAGCAUCCAGCGAAACAUAGCCAAGGCGGUCCAGGACCAGUCCCGGCUGCAGGAUGUCCACAGUGGCAUCCAGACCCUCGCCCAGGAGAACGACCCCUUCUGCUUCCUGGAGGCGUACAAGUCAACAAGCAAAAAUUUCUGCAGGCAGUUGAAGAAACCCCUGUUCCACCCAGAGUGUGCUUGCGUGGACUCAGACGGCCUGGCCGAGUCAAUGGAGGCUAAACAGGAAGACUUCCUCACUGAAGUACACUCUCACGUCUCUCACUUCAUCAACGAGCUCUGUCCUGUAGUCAGGGUAGAGGAGGACAGCGGAGGAGAGGAGGAGGAGGAGGACGAAGAUGAUGACGACAGCAGUGAUGGAGAUGAGCAAGAAGAAGCUGAGGAGAUGAGGAGUGAGGAAGAGGAGGGUGUACACGACCAGAGUGAGUCAGCAGACGAACUUUACAGUCCCGACGGUCAGGAAGACGAGGAGGAUGAAGAAGAAGAGGAAGAGGAGAGUCAUUCAGACUGAUGAAAUGACUUCCAUUUAAGUCAGAUUUUCAGUCAAAAAGUCAUGCAUUGAUGUCAGUGGGAGAAUAAUGUGUGAAAAUAUUACUUUGGAUUUUUCCAUAUAUUACCAAAAUAACCAUUUUGGGAAACCUUUUCAAUAUUAUACAUCAAUGUUUAGAAGGGGAGAUGUUUGUGUAUUAUCCCAAAUGGCACCCUAUUUGUUAUAUAGUGCACUACUUUUGACCAGGGCCCUACAUAGGCAAAAGGGUGCCAUUUGGGACGUAGACAAUUUUUCUAAAGUUCAGGUUGAUACUGGAAUAACAAACACUUGAAACUGGGCUUCUCAUUCUAACCUCAUACGGUUUUGUUUUUAACUAAAGCACUUUUGAUGUGCCCAACCGCUCUGUUGCAGACCUGGGUCCAAGUAGUAUUUGACAUUUUUGAAAUUCUUUUCUGCGUUUGCUUUGUAGUGUAGUUUUGUAUCUAUUCUAUUGCUUCCGUUAAACCAGGCAAGCUCGAUCAAGCGCAGAUGGAAGUAUUUGUAAUAAUUUCACCUAGUAUUUGAACCCAGGUUAGGGCUGUAUUAUGUCUUCUCUGGAAGACAUGUAUUAUACAAAUAAAGGCAUUUAAAUUAAUUAUAUAAAGAGAGCCUUGGUCCUCCUUUCUUUAUGAUGACCAAUUUACACCUUUUACCAAAGAGCACCUUCUGUCUACCAGAAUCUACUAUUGUGUACCUUAGCAGCGCUUCCCUUCUUUUUUUCUACUAUGUAUUAUAAGGUGUUUAUUAUUUGAUGGCAUUUUGAUAAAUAAUUAUACAUAAUAUAAAUAAUUUAAGUGUUGCACUGACCACUGGCAGAAAUGAAUUUCUUCAUAAACAACAAUGGGCUCAGGACUAAUUAUUCACCAUUAGUGCAUUUAGGUAGCAUGGUCCCAGAUCAGAUCUGUUUGUGCGGUCUUGCCAGCUCCAAUAUUAAUGACCAUCGGAGUUGGCCAGACAGCAGAAAUAGAUCUGGGCUAGCAUUUAGGUGUAUAUGUGUAACCAGACAAAUGUGAGUGUGUGUCCUGACUAUUCUGCUUGAUGUGAAUUUAUACCAAAGAAAGUUAGGUGAUAGAAUGAAACCAAAGAAUACUUAAGAAACGGGUGGAUGAGUAUGUGAAGCGUGGGUGUUUUGAAAGUUAUGUAAAAGAUGGUGAGCUAUAUGUUUAUCAGUCUGUUGUUUAAUAAUUAAUUGUUCUUACAGUAUUAUGUUUUUAAUCAGUUGCACAUCUGGGUCGUAUUCAUUAGGCACCAAACGGGGGGAGGGGGGGGGAACGGACUGAAACAGGGAGAGAUCUACCAGAACUGGUCCAAUAAGUAGCCCUUGUUCUCCUUUUGCGUUUUGAAAUGGUGUGCACUAAUGAACAUGACCCAUGUCUCAUGACUUGUAGUUCGGAGAAACAUUUGUAGGCCUACUUCUAAUGGUUGCAGCAAUAGAUAACUUGUUACUUUAGACAUGUUUUGUAUCAUUAUCCAUUUGCACAGUUCUGAAAAGAACAUGGUGAUAAAUGGCUUUUUUGUCCUGCAAGGGAUUUAAAAAAAUGUGAUUUGAAAAAUAUAUAUAAUAUUUUGGGGGUGUUUUCAUACUGGUGAUUUUGAAUGUGGUAAAAUUGUCAUUCUAUCCAGCCGAUAAACUCAGCAUGAAUGUUAUAAAAAAAUAUACAUAUAUAAAAAAAUGCUAUGUGCUAUUAUUAUUACAUUUCAUUAACUUCUUUCAGACGACCACAUAUUAUGUUUACAUUAAACAGUCAAACUGCA
This is a messenger RNA of Coregonus clupeaformis (lake whitefish), 3308 nucleotides long. Its product is annotated as E3 ubiquitin/ISG15 ligase TRIM25-like. Gene Ontology annotation, molecular function: zinc ion binding. The coding region runs from base 150 to 1535 and encodes 461 amino acids. The record is from RefSeq and is a predicted model, not a curated record. Lineage: Eukaryota; Metazoa; Chordata; Actinopteri; Salmoniformes; Salmonidae. The transcript has 9 exons.